Aphanomyces astaci is the source of this 1029-nucleotide messenger RNA. RefSeq lists its product as hypothetical. Lineage: Eukaryota; Oomycota; Saprolegniomycetes; Saprolegniales; Verrucalvaceae. The record is from RefSeq and is a predicted model, not a curated record. The coding region runs from base 1 to 1029 and encodes 342 amino acids. Gene Ontology annotation, molecular function: nucleic acid binding. The transcript has 5 exons.
AUGGUAAAUCCAGUGACGUUCCAAGCGAGAUUGCUCACAUCCUUGGCCGCUCAAGAAAAACAGUCCAGACUGUGUGGCGCGACUACGUUAGCACGGCAAAUCCGAGCCCAUGUGGUUGCCAAAUACGUAGCGGCCUUCCUACUCGAAACUGGGCACCUCUCGUACGACCCCUACAUCAAAACGGAGCGUCAAACGGCACUGCGGUCGGUACAGAAGUUUGUCAAACAUUGUGGCUACCUGCGUGACUCGAAGCGAGGUAAGAAGUCACUGGCCCUCACAGUGGCCAACACGAUCCUCCGCGACAACUACAACUUCAUCCAUCAGCACUACAACAAGAACGAUAUAUCGCUCUACGACCCUACGGACAACCUGUACGUGCAGGCCAAGGCCAGACACAAAGGCCAUCGGUUUUGUUUCAUUGCCGCCAUUUUUGUUGGUGGAAAACAAACAAAGGACUACCACGGCAUGUUCGACCACACGUACUUUGUUACUUGGUUUGGCCGCUUGCUGGAUGCUUUGGCGGAUCGCGGGAUAUCCAACACUAUCAUCGUCAUGGACAUUGCAAAGUAUCAUAAGUGCCUACCGGAAGCAACACCACGCAUUGCAUGGCGGAAACCUGAUUUGAUGGACCCAUACACCGCGUCCGUCGUACCCGUCGUUGUCGAAAUGGCAUCCGCCGCUGGCCACGAACUUGUGCACAGCCCACCUCACCACUCUAAUCUCCAACCGAUUGAGUUUUUGUGGGCAAUUGUCAAAGGAGACGUCGGGAGACAAUACGAUACCAGUACGACAUUCCACGAUGGCGACAUGCGAUUGGACUCUGCGUUCGAAGCCGUCACUUCAGCAAUGGUCCACGGCUGCAUCAAGAAGUCGAAGCAGGACCUCUUGGAGCUACAUCGUUACAUUAGUACGAUCGAUGAAGAUGAAUACCAGUCGUGUGACUCCGAUGACGACCGUGGAAGCUUUGAUGGGUCAAGCUCGGGUGACGACAGCGAUGUGGGUGCUUUUGUCGAUUCGUACCUUGAGUAA